UGCACGCCUCUGCACUCUGCACUCCUCCCUGUCAUCGUUACCGCGUCUCCCAAGCCCGUCUCCUAGGACUCGAACGCUCUUCUCUGCACCCCGCGUUCGCAUCACUCGAACCCCCUCCUGGUUUCCCAGCCUUGCGCGCACCCACGUUCGCUGGACACCCGCACACGACACCUCCCACGCCAAUCUGCACCUUACUGAGGCUGCGAGCAGCUCUUGACCUUCGUCUCUGCACCCGUCCCCUCAUCAUGGCUGCUUCGGCUACCCAACCCGUCUCCAAGUCGGCCAAGAAGAAGGCCGCAAAGGCUCAGGCCCGCAACGAGUCGCCGACUCCCAGCGCCGAGUCUGGCCCCGCUGACAAGGCAGCCGAGGCUCAGGAGGAGACCUUCGAGAGCCCCUACAUCAAGGAGCUGCAGAAGAACAUCCGCAACACGGCCAAGAAGCUGGCCAACGCUUCCAAGACGGAUUCCCUGCUCAGCCAGCACGCUGGCAAGUCUCUCGAUGAGCUCGUCGCCGAGAAGAUUCUCAACAAUGACCAAAGAGCCCAAAUUCUGAAGAAGCCUGCCCUCCAGGCGGCGCUGGCCCAGUACGAGGAGCAGCUGGCUCAGUUCCAGAAGGUCCACGAGCAAUACCAGGCACGAGCGGCUGCCGACAAGGCAGAAUGGGCCAAGUCGCUCGAGAAGGCCAAGGAGGAGGCAGUCAAUGAGGUCAAGGCUAGCGUUGAAAGCACCCUGAACGCCAACCUCCUCGUUCUGUCGCAGUUCCUGCGUCUGGCCGCCUACCGUCGAGAAGAGUCUCAGGACCCUGAGUCUGACGAGAGCCAGGCUAUCGAGGGUGUCCUGCUUGCCAUUUACUCUGGCGAUGAGAAUGCCGUCGCUGCCAUGAAGAAGCUGAUUGACGGUUCUGACGAGCAAAUCCUCAGUGUUCCUGGAGAGCAGCUCCAAACAACUUAUGCCGCCGUCAAGACGCUUGCACAAACCUACAAUGCUCCAUCCUACACCGAAGCACAGCCAGCCACCGAGACUGUCACCGACCCUACCAUUGCGAACGAGGCCGCGACUGAGAUUGCAGCUGGAGAUGGUGCUCUGACCAACGGCCAUGAGGCUGUGGCAGCCGAGCCUGCUUCCAACGGCCUUGCUAAUGCUGCCGUUGCGGAUGAUGCGGCGAACGCAGUUGCUGAGAGCCACUGGGAUACCAGCAAUCACGAUAACUCCAUUUCUCAGGAGUGGGUUGACGUUACCCACCCUGUUGAGUCGACUGAGGGCAGCGCGGAGCCUUCUGCGGAGGCGCCCGCCGAGGCUCCUGCAGAGACUCCUGCAGAGCCUGCUACUGAGGCCAAGAAGCAAUCGUGGGCGGACGACCACCCCGAUCCCGUCACCGAGGUAUGUGUCAUGCUCCAUCUGCUCCUGCCGAUGCCAACGAUGGAUUCCACCAGGUCCAGCGCAACCGCGGCCGACAGGAUCGUGAGGGCAGUGGAGGACGAGGACGUGGUCGAGGCGGCCGAGGUGGCUACCGUGGAGAUGGCCGUGGCCGUGGCCGCGGACGCGGCGGAGGUGAUCGCGGUGACCGCGGCGGCGCCCCCUUCCGAGGUCCUCGCCGCAACGAGUCGUAGAGCUCGCGCUCGCGGUUCGUGGGUAAGAUUCCAUCAGAUUUCUUGCUUCUCUGCGCACCCCCUCGGGAGGUGGAUUGUAACAUUACGACAUGAUGGCGUUACCUGGUUUCUCCGGCCACAUCGGCGGAGCUGAGUUAGGGUGAUUUUAGGCAUUGCAUUGGAGCUUGCCCAAGCUGGCAGGCUCUCUCGGGUUCAUUCUGGCGGCAAGGGAUGCGGUUGGGACGGCUUUUCUUUCAAUAAGCACCUUUGUAAAUCCUCAUGGCUCUUGGGACGUGCAGCAUCUUUG
This is a messenger RNA of Trichoderma reesei QM6a, 1895 nucleotides long. RefSeq lists its product as uncharacterized. The transcript is spliced from 5 exons. Lineage: Eukaryota; Fungi; Ascomycota; Sordariomycetes; Hypocreales; Hypocreaceae. The coding region runs from base 246 to 1742 and encodes 498 amino acids. The record is from RefSeq and is a predicted model, not a curated record.